Molecule: messenger RNA, 414 nt
Organism: Trichomonas vaginalis G3
Lineage: Eukaryota; Parabasalia; Trichomonadida; Trichomonadidae
Exons: 1
Coding region: 1-414 (137 amino acids)
Source: RefSeq, a predicted model, not a curated record
AUGAUUGAGAUACUAGAAAACAACGAUAUAUACAAGAAGUUGUGGGAAUGCAUGCAGAGAUUUCCAUUACACACUUCUUUGCACCAAAUUGUGAUUAAUUUCAUCAAACCACUCCUUUCUACAGAACAUCUCUCCAAGAUUAUUACUUUUUAUAUACCAAACUUGAUAACAGCAUACAAAGCAAGGGAUGCUAGAAUUCUUUCAGCAUCAUCACUUUAUCUCCUUAAAAAGAUGUAUAAAUAUAAAGAAGGUAAGGAAAUUAUUGAGUCGUUCCAAGAAGUUUCAGAAGAGUUGAAAGAAAAGUUUGAACUUUUUCAUCAAUCUCACCAACGUUCACGUCUUCAAUCACCAAGCUUUGCACAGUGGAAUCUUAAGCAUGGCUUUUUUGCUGAUGACAAAUUUGGCUUCAUUUAA